Aspergillus tanneri is the source of this 2457-nucleotide messenger RNA. RefSeq lists its product as uncharacterized. Bases 1 to 2457 code for a protein of 818 amino acids. Lineage: Eukaryota; Fungi; Ascomycota; Eurotiomycetes; Eurotiales; Aspergillaceae. Gene Ontology annotation, biological process: biosynthetic process. The transcript has a single exon. Gene Ontology annotation, cellular component: cytoplasm. Gene Ontology annotation, molecular function: oxidoreductase activity. The record is from RefSeq and is a predicted model, not a curated record.
AUGCUGGUGGGAGAUACCGCGAGCAUUCCCCGCUUGCAGGAAUAUGCAAAAGGCCGUGUGGUUGAAAUCGCAAGGUUUCCGGAGCAAAAGCAUACAACAAUACAAUGGGAGGAAUCAAUACUUCGAGACGCAGAAAUACUCUACGCCCGUACCCGCGCCCAUACUGGAAUCCAGCGGCUAAAUAUACUGAGGGACCAUGAUCGCAAGACGACUGUUCUGCUUGUUGGAGCGGGUAUCAUGAACCUUAUGACUGCCGAGUUCUUAGCGGCGCGUGGUUACCAGGUACGUGUUGUAGAUGCGGGCCCAAACCCUCGAUUAUGUAAAGACUGGACUACCCUGGGCGUAACCAACGGUGGUGGCAAUGCCCGUAUGUUCACUCAUUCUGAGGCGGACAACUACAAUGAGAAGGGUAGCGAAAUCUACCAGAACAUGCAGUCGAUUUUCCGAAAGACCACUCUCAACGACGGAUGGAGCGUGAAGUCGCCUGAGGAUUUUACUGCUGCGGAACACGCUUGGGUAAAUGCUUUUGAGCAGAUUCCGGCUUGGUUGGCGCAGAGUUUUAAGGAGAAUAUAUAUGAGGUGAAUCGGGAAGCUGGCAAACUCUGGACAGAAUAUAUUAAAACCUCUUCAAAGCUAUUCGAAGAGGUGGAAUUCCGCAAGGAUAUCCUACGCAUGUACGUGGAGCCAGUUGCUCUAGAUGCAGCCACCAAGCUAAACCGCCAGCUUGGGGCGAUUGUUCAGGCCACUUCUCCAGAAGAAUUUCUGAGUGCGCAUCCUGGUUUCCGGCCCGCCGCUGAGUCGGACCAUCUCGCGGGAGGCAUCACUGUGGAAGGGUUCACGGUGAACAUUCACCCCUUUGUAGCGAAGUUAAUGGACCGCAUUGCUGAUCUCGGUGGGGAGUUUCUCUGGAACUGCGAAGUUCAGGGCAUACAACGCAAUUCCCUAGGCGAGGUGACCAUGCUGGAAUCGCAACUGGGGCAUCUGGAAGCGGAUCACUUCGUGGUGAGUCCUGGCGUGACUGGAAAUGCAUUACUGAGUGGAACGGCCAGCGAAAACUUGAUCCACGGCGUACUAGGGAUAUGGCUGCAAAUCCCCAACCUGCACCCGCAAAUGCAACAUUCUAUAAAAAUCCACCGCCGCGCUCACCUCGUUGAAGACAUCAAUAUCACUGUGGCAAAGGACUUGGAAACCGGUGAAGACAUUCUGCAAUUUGGAGGUGGAUACGGCUACGUCGGGCGGGAUCGUCCGCCACCAGACUCUCCAGAACUAAUGGCCCUCUUCAAUGAGCUGGAAGAGGUGGCGCGCAUCUACUUUCCGCGGGGAUAUGCGGCAGCAAAGGAGCGUGGGACCAUAUACCCAGGUGGAAACCGCAAGUUUUGCAUCCGACCUUUUACGCCUACGGGCCUUGGACUGUUCGAGAGGAUCCCUACUGCAAGCGGAGGCCUUCUCAUUAUUACUGGCGGCAACAACACCGGCGGUUUUGCGCAGGCACCAGCCGUAGCGCGUGCGGUAUGGCGGGCGCUGGUGGGCGAGCACGAUCCUAUUCAUGUGCUUUUCCACCCUGAUCGCGGCAGGUUUCCUACUGCGGUGACCUACAAAUCCCGAGUCCCUGAGCCGUUAUCACUCAGCAGUACAGAAGGCCGGAAGCCACUGAGACUGCUCCUGCUCUGUUCGGAUGGUCCUCAGCACAGCUACCUACGAUACCGUCUAGACCAGGUCUUCCCCAGCUACCGCUGCAUCUUGGAAACGAAUGACGGACAGGUACGCCAGCUAGUACAAAAAGGUCGCAUGGUCGAUGCGUGCUAUAUGAAGUACCAUGGCCUACGACGUUACUACUCUGGACACGAUCACCAGCGUAAAGCUUACUUCAACAGCCUGGUGCCAGAGGACCAUGUCUCCCCGAAACCAGAUCUCACUGUCGACAGUGUCAACUGCCGCGAGGUGUGGGAAGCGGUGGAACAAUGGCAACCCGAGCUGACCAUCAUUUCGGGUACUAAGUAUAUUGGACGGAAGCUGAUCGAGCGCGCCGGGCUGAUGAUCAACCUGCAUAUUGGCCAUUUGCCAGAGUAUAAGGGAAACCACUGCAUCUUCUUUGCUCUGUACGAUGGGGCGGUGGACAAGGUUUCGGCGACUCUACACCAGCUGACGCCGCAACUAGAUGGGGGCGACAUCUUAGAUAGGGUCUUUCCGCCAAUUUUGCCAGUGGACAACGAGGAGACGCUGUAUGCACGGUGCAUUCAUAUGGCAAUAGAUCGGUGUAUAAAGUAUGUUGAGCAAUUUUCCUGGGGGAAGAGUCUAGAAUUUGUUCCUCAGGAGACUAUAGGGAGGACGUUUCGGCACCGCGACCGUACGCCUGAGAAGGAGUUGUGGUUAUGGUGGAAGCUAAGAGUCGGUGGGCUGCUAUGCGACUAUCGGACGUCGGGCAAAACGUUGGAGCGACUCGAAGGGAAGCGAUAA